UUUUCAGAUCUGGUAGCUCAGCGAGGAGAAAGAUUGGAAUUAUUGAUAGAUAAAACAGAAAAUCUUGUGGAUUCAUCUGUCACCUUCAAAACAACCAGCAGAAACCUUGCCCGCGCCAUGUGUAUGAAGAACAUCAAGCUUACCAUCAUUAUCAUCAUCGUCUCAAUUGUGUUCAUCUAUAUCAUUGUAUCAUCUCUCUGUGGUGGAUUUACAUGGCCAAACUGUGUAAAGAAAUAAAAAGUUCUCAUUAACCAACAAUAUGAGAGACAAAGGAAAUAGAAGCAAUCCAUGUGACUCAAGCCUUUUACUGCUCAGAAAAUUGUCUGCCUGUC
This is a messenger RNA of Octodon degus (degu), 332 nucleotides long. Its product is annotated as vesicle-associated membrane protein 7. Gene Ontology annotation, biological process: exocytosis; vesicle fusion. The transcript has 4 exons. Gene Ontology annotation, cellular component: membrane; SNARE complex. Lineage: Eukaryota; Metazoa; Chordata; Mammalia; Rodentia; Octodontidae. The record is from RefSeq and is a predicted model, not a curated record. The annotation marks the transcript as partial. Gene Ontology annotation, molecular function: SNAP receptor activity; SNARE binding.